GUCUCAUCUCAUGUAUCUUCUUAAGCAAAUCUCUCUCUCUCUCUCUCUGUAAGCCCUAAUUUUCCAAUUCGCAAUCUGUAAAAUUUUUAUUUUUCGAAUCAAAUUAAGCUCAUUUUUCUUUUUGGUUUCUGAAUUUACAUUCAUUCCACUGAAAAAAAUUCAAAAUUGAAGCGUGAAAGCUUGGAUUUAAGAUCCGAUGGGAGGCCAUGGAGGUCUGAACAUUCUUCCCCAAAAACGAUGGAAUGUAUACAACUUCGAUAACAGAGAGAAAGUCCGCAAAGAUGAAGAAGCCGCCGCUAAAGAAGAACAGCUUAAGCGCGAGGAAUCCAGAAAACGAGAUACUGAAUUCCGUGUCGAACAGCUUCGCACUGCUCGUGGGUUAGCUCCUCUAAUCAAACCCACCGAAUCUGAACCCAAGGAAUCCGAACCCAAGGAAUCUGAACCCAAGGAAUCUGCUCACAUUAAUCUGUUUGAGGGAAUUAGGAUUUUUGAUCCCAUUAAAGUAGGGUUAGAGAAUAAGGAUAAGAAGAAAGGUGACACUGAGAAAAUAGAUGGGUUUAAUAAGAAAUUGAGGAAGAUGAUAAAGAAAGAGGAACCUAAGGUUGUGACUGAGGAAGAUGAGAAGUACAGGUUGGGUUAUGGUCUUGCUGGGAAAGGAGUGAAGUUGCCUUGGUAUCUUGAGAAACCUAUUGAGGAUUUGAGUAGUGAGAGAGGAAGAAACUGUAAUGGGUCUUCUUCUUCUGAUGAAGAAGAGGAGAAGAUGAAGAAGAAUAAGGGAAAGAAGACUUUGCAAGAGCUGAGGGAAGAACGGUUAAGAAGAGAAAAACGUGAGAAGGAAAGGGAAAGAGCUUUGGUAAUUGAGAAAAGUAGUAGGGGUAUUAGAGAUGGAGCUAAUCCUCGGCAUAGAAACUUCUCUUCAAGGAUUGAUGGAGAUAGAGAUAGAGACAAAUACAAUCCCAGCCCCAAGCGUAGAAAGUUCUCUGGGAGGGUGUGAUAUAAGAGUUUGAAGGAGACCGGGAAUACGGGAAACUAGUGCAGGCUGUAGUUUCUUCCGUCUGAAAGCUCCUCGAGUACAUUCCAUGGAGAAGGAACAACUGCAUUUAUUGAUUAAGCUGUAGAAAUUUGUACAUUUUCCUGUUGUUUGAGCACACUCUUUAUAUGCUGCAUACUUUGGGCGAUUCACAAGCUCCUUGUUUAUGUAGAAAUAGUGGAAGAAGAUGAAGAACACGCUUCUGGUGAUGGUGAAUCUUGUAAACAGACAAGAGAUACUUUCAUCAGGUUCCUUUCCAAGUAAAGACUGUCUUUAUCAGCCUGAUGGUCCAUGAGCGUCUUACGUAGUAGAGCCAUAACUCUUGACCAAACAGUUAAAAUGAAACGUAUAGAGCAAGCUUGUCCUUGUCCCCUUCCAUGGAGAAGGAACAACUGUAAUUUUUUUUUUAAUUAAGUUGUACACAUUUGUCCAUUUUUGUGAAAUUGGAGCACACCCUUUUACGUGAAUGCAUAUUUAAGGUGAUUUGCACCCCUCA
Molecule: messenger RNA, 1526 nt
Organism: Cannabis sativa
Lineage: Eukaryota; Viridiplantae; Streptophyta; Magnoliopsida; Rosales; Cannabaceae
Exons: 3
Coding region: 197-994 (265 amino acids)
Source: RefSeq, a predicted model, not a curated record